Molecule: messenger RNA, 3180 nt
Organism: Naegleria fowleri
Lineage: Eukaryota; Heterolobosea; Eutetramitea; Acrasida; Naegleriidae
Exons: 1
Coding region: 1-3180 (1059 amino acids)
Source: RefSeq, a predicted model, not a curated record
AUGAACCAACAACAACAUUCUUCACGUUCCUCUAACAUCUCCUCGCCAAAUAUGUUUGGUGAAUCGUUCAACAUGGUAUCCUCAUCCUCUGGUGAUAAUUCACCAUCCACAACCAAUAAUAAUAACAACAACAAUACCACACAUCAUCAUAAACCGACCUCCAUCAACACAUCCUCCUACAUGAGAAGUAAUACUAAUUUUGAUUCCAUCAUCAUGAUGGAUGAACAAGAGUUAAUGAACGAAGGCUUAACGGGCAGUAUUGAAUCUUCGCCGGCCACUACACCAUUCUUCACCAACACAAAUAGUAACUCGUUAUUUGGAGGACCUUUCUCAUCACACCUUCAGCAACAAGUCUACAUGAACGCUUUCAAUAAUAAUACGAAUAAUAAUAAUAAUCCAUCAUCAUCAAGGCUUUAUAAUAAUAACAACAACAAUAAUAAUAACAUCAAUCGACACCACAACAACAAUUCUACCUCACCCAUCUCAACAUCAUCAGAACCUUUUCAAUCCUUCUCAUUCAUUGAUGAUGAAGAUGCCAAUCAAACCACAAGCGAUUCAGGCUAUCUGUCGGGUUCAUCUCAUCUCUCUCUCACUCCUCCCGGACUCAGUUACAUGAUGAUGAGUAUGGGUAACUUUAAUAUUAAUUGCAAUAGCUCAAAUCCAACAACAGCAACAACAACAACAAAUAAUUCAUCUCCUCCAAAUCAUCCACAACAAACGCCCAAUAGUAGCAACUCGACGAGUAAUUUCCACCUCUCAUCACCUUCUCCAUAUGGCACCCUUUUGGGAGCUGGCUCAGAAGAGGAUGAUGAUAUUCUGGGCGGAGGUAAUACUAUUAGAGUGAUAGGAAGUGGUAUUGUUGAAGAUGUGGAGCCUCUUCUCGACGACGAGAAUGCAUUCAAUAAUACCGAUGAUUUACUGAAUACUAAUGACAAUAAUAACAAUCAAACAGCAAGAAUUAACACGUCGACGGGUUCCAUAUUUCAACAGCAACUGCAACAGCUUCAACAACUACACAACAAUAGCAACAGUACCGACACCGACACUAAUAUCGCUCCCUCAUCAUCACCAUCAAUGAAAAAUUCAUCCAUGAAAAGAACCAAUAGUGCUCAAAAUUUGCUCAAUUCUUCUUCCUCGUCUCUACCUCCAACUUCAGCCUCUGCAUUUAACACAACAAAUGCCUACAAUAUGGCUCUCAUUGAAGAGAUGAUGUUGAAUGGGGCUUUAAAUAAUGCUAAUGCUCUCGAGUUACAACAGGCCUUGCUACGAUCAACAAAUCUUUCAUCGUCUUCGAUGACAAAUAUUCCAUCAUCACUGUCAACAUCACCGCCUUCAGCAGCGGCUGCCCUUCAACUUCAACAACAAAAUUUGGCACUUUCAAGACAAUUAGUUCAACAGCAACAAGUGGUGGCCUCUAUGAUUGGGUCUCAAAUGAGAUCAUUGCAAGUAGUUCAGGAAUUGAUUCAACAACAACAACAGGUCAAAAAAUCCACUGGCAGUUCAUCGAUACCACGAAGUAAGACAAUGCCUUCUUUGUCAAAUAGUAAUAUUAUUCCAAUCUCAAUGCUCUAUAAUCAACAACAGCCAAGUGAAAAUCAAAGAUCACUUUCUGCACGAGGAACCUCAGCUUCCUCUGCAUUGGAUGCAGACGUUCCUCAAAUCAAUGAAGAGGAUGUGAAUUUUAAAGAAGAUCCAAGCCCGUUAUUUAUGAACCAACGAGGCCUUCAAGAUUUUAUGUCUCAACAUAAUUCGAUCGAGUUAGAUGCUGAAAAUUACUCUCUAAACCCAUUGAAUUUAAGCUCUGUUGAAUUAUAUAAUACCAUGAUGAAUACUCUUCAGCAAAACCAAAAGCUCCUUGCUAAUGCUUAUGGUAAUUUAGCAAACUUGGCCAACACACUGAGCCAACAGCAAAACAGUGUGGUAUCAGGAAUGAAAAGAUCUACAUCUACAACCAGCGUCAAUAGUGUCACAUCUACAUCGAGUCAACACAGUGGAUAUCAAAAUCUUGGAUAUAGCUCAAUACCGUUCAGUCCAAUGAGCAGAUCACAAUCUAUGAAUUGUUUAUCUUCGUUGGCAAACACUGGGACUACGUAUAAUUUCGGCCUUGAUUCUACAUUGUCUUCUUUUGGAGAAAAUGUUGCUACUAACGACAGCAAAUCAUCUGGCGGAAGUGAAAUGAAGAGAUCUGUGAGCACCAACUCCUUGAGAAAUUUGAAGCGACCAACCAAAAGCAAAAAGAUGGCACCAACACGAAGUAGCGACAAUAUCUCAGGAUUGCUGGAUAAGGAAUUAGAAAAGGAAUCCUCGAAAAAGCGAAAAAAUUCUAGUUCCGCUAAGAAGAGCACAAAGAAAAACCAUUCUGACAAUAACAACAGCAUGACAGGUUUAUCCUCUUCGCAAAAGUCAGCACAAUCUGAGGAAACCGCUGUCACAGAGGAGCUCCCCACAAACAAAAGAAAAACAAAUAGUAGCGCCUCAUUAACCACAAGUACUAGUACCAGUAGUCUCAAUAUUGCUGGCGAAGAAAUUCCUUCCUUGCAAGUGGAGUCAAGUGAACAACAAGUUAGCGAAGCUUCUCCUAGAGCCAAUAACAAUCGAGAGAUUGUUGCUGCUGCUUCUUCUAGUACAAGUUCUGAAAAUUCAUCAACCCCAACAUUACCUUCCUCAAAAUCCCACACAUCACUGAGCUCCAUAGCCAAUUCUCAACAACCCACACAGUCAUGUAUUUCAACUAAGAGCUCCAAACAAAAAUCUGUCAAAAUUGGAGGAGUUACUGGUGGUGUCCGAAAAGCACAUUCUAUGGAUUCCAUAGCAGCCACAGCUCAACAAUAUCAACAACAAUUUAUCAUGGAACCUCCAUCAACCUCUUGUCAAGUCGCAAGUACAAGCUCUGCCUCGAUUAGCACUACUGCAGAACAACAAUCCAACAGCAAACCCAAAUCUAACAAGACUUCUAAGCCAAAGAAAAUUGCAUUCCAAAAUGAUAGCCCAGCAGGAUCAAAUCUUCCUCCAGGAGCAGGGGUGUUUUCCAUGAGCUCCUAUCAGCCACCAACUUCAUCCUCGAAUUGUAAUCAAGGCAACAAGAGAUGGAAGUUCCAUGAAUUCGACAAUGAAGACAAACCAAUUAAGGAUGGUGAUAGUGGAUUUACCUUCCACUUUUAUAAGCCCUCUAAAAAUUGA